Messenger RNA from Xiphophorus maculatus (southern platyfish), 2582 nucleotides. It is a transcript of the gene tpbg1b, whose product is annotated as trophoblast glycoprotein-like. The transcript is spliced from 2 exons. Gene Ontology annotation, molecular function: protein binding. Bases 328 to 1428 code for a protein of 366 amino acids. Gene Ontology annotation, biological process: negative regulation of canonical Wnt signaling pathway. NCBI's taxonomy places the organism in Eukaryota, Metazoa, Chordata, Actinopteri, Cyprinodontiformes, Poeciliidae. The record is from RefSeq and is a predicted model, not a curated record. Gene Ontology annotation, cellular component: plasma membrane.
UCGCACCAGUCGAUGGUCCUUUUAACUGCAUUGUUGGGGGAAGAAGCGACGCCCCGCUCUGAGGAUCAAACAUCCCCCCCUCCCCUGUGAUCGGCACGAACCCCAGUUCUGUUUUCAUGGAAAUCAGACCCAGCCUCCGGACCGCACUUUCUGCAGACAUGCGAAGUUGAAGGCGCAUUCCCAGCCGGGACAACUGAACUCGCGAUGUUGGCGUCUCGGAGAAGCUGAUUCUUUCAUUCUGCUCCCCCUCUCCCCUUUCCCCCAGUACUCUAUUUUCUUCCUGAUUUCGUCUUGUUCGCUCCCGUUACUUUUGGACUUCACUCCAACAUGCUGCACCUGACGAGCCGCUUUGUUUUCUGCGCGCUCCUCGCCUCCGUUUACGCGUCGUGCCCUCCGCGCUGCGAGUGCUCGGAAGCGGCACAUACCGUCAAGUGCGUCUCCAAAGACCUGAGAAGUAUCCCGAAGAUCCCGGGAUACACCAGGAAUUUGUUUAUAACUGGGAAUCAGAUCAGCCGAAUCGGUCCGGAGUCUUUCAGAGGUCUGGAUAAUGUGACCACCCUCUCCCUGAGCAACAACAGAAUUUCAGAGAUGGAAUUCCACACCUUCUCCGGACUUCUCCGCCUUCGCUCUCUGGAUCUGAGCAACAACCAGCUGACCGUCAUUCACCCCGAAGCCUUCAGCAACGUCAGCCAGUCCCUGCGAGAGCUCAAUCUCAGCCGAGCCCUCUACAACUACUCGUCGGUGAUGGACCUGGCCGCCUCCCUCCAGAGGAUCUCCAUGGCGAACCUACAGGUCCUGGACUUGUCCGACAACAGCCUCAUCUACCUGCCCUCGCGCACCUUCUCCCGCAUGUAUGGCCUGCGCCGCCUCCAGCUCUCCAACAACUCUCUGGUGGCCAUCCGCAGCCUCGCCCUUUCAGGUCUGGAGAGCCUGGAGGAGCUUGACCUCACGCUCAACGCCCUCAAGACCUUCAACGACGAAGGCUUGCAAGAGUUGGACUCCCUUCCCCGAGCCUCUCUGCUUCUGGGGAAGAACCCGUUCACAUGCACCUGCGGCAUUGAACCCUUUGCGCAAUGGCUCAACAGAUCCCAGAAUCGCGUCAGGGAUGCAGAGGGCCUCCUGUGCGCCUUCCCUCCCAGCAUGAGGAACACAUCCAUCCUCGCAGUGGGCAUGCUGACUCUGGAAUGCCAGCAGAGGGACGAGGGGGCAGACCUCGCUUUGCAGACCUCUUAUGUCUUCUUGGGAAUCGUUCUGGGCUUCAUAGGCCUCAUUUUCCUCUUAGUACUUUACCUCAACCGCAAGGGAAUCAAGAAGCGUGUGUAUGACAUGCGGGACGCCUGCAGGGAGGUCUGGGAGGGCUACCACUACCGCUUCGAGAUAGACUCCGACCCCAGGUUAUCACAAGUCUCCACAAGCGCUGACGCAUGAGAGGACGAUCACUGCACUGCAUCCGCAAGAAACUCUUUCUCCUAAUUUGUUUAUCAGUUGCAGAAUGUAAAAAAAAAUGUACAGACGUGCCUGUAAAUAUAUCUUCAAACAACAACACUUUGAUUGAAGCAUGCACUCAUCAGUCAAAUGGAGAUGUUUGACACUUUCAAGAAGCAAAAAGUAAGUGCCUGAAGUGAGCUCAGUAUUGUUUUUUUCUCUUUUAUAUUUGUGAAUCAAACAGAUCUCAUGGAAAAAAGAAGGGAAGGGGGAGGCAGGGAUAACAGAACUGCAAUAAAAUUCUGACACUAUGAAAACAAACCUUUGGGAAUUUAAAGCACAAUCACUCAUUCAUCUUUGAUCCCUUUCAAGCCCUUUGGUCCCUCCGGCCUCCUGCCCCAGGGUGCCAGAGAGGAAUUAAGGCACCAAAAGCUGCCCCCCCCCCCAAAGCUCCUCUUAAAAUCACCACUCUGCUCCUCUUUGGCUGUUGGAUUAGAAGUGGAGAAGACAAUUCAGCACAGGCCAGCGGAAAUCUCCCUGCCCCUUCCCUCCCUCCUUCCCCCUUUCUCUUUUUCGUGAAACUUUGCUUUGUUUCAACUCCUUGAGUUUUAUUGUCAAAAUGAUGAGAACCAGCCCCGAGCUGAAGCCGCUGAAAGUACCCCCCCUCACACUCCUCUUUCUUCCCCUCCUCCUUAAAGACAACAGCCCUCGCUCUGGAGGAGCUUUGAAGGGAAAAAAAAGAAGAAGAAGAAAAAAAGCUCUGGCUUUCCACGUUUUUCUGUUUAAAGGGCUUUUCCUUCCUGCAAUGAUAAGAUACAGAUGAUUCUGAAACACCAGCCACAUUGUUUCAUUCACAAGGUCUUUUCAAGCGGCUUGGUGAAGACAGAACAAUAUGUGCUUUAAAGGGUUAGUUUAGAUUUUGUAAAAAGUGAGGUUCUAUGAAGCUGUUGUCAGUGACAGCGUUCUUACCUAUCAUAGCAAAGAUUUCAUAUUGCAGCCAGUUUGGAGAGAAGAAACAAAAUCCUCAGAGCGGCAGAAUGCUAACAGCUGGUCAAAUGGAUCAACAAAGUCAGGGCUUCACAUGCUUCAGUGUGGGAUCACAGACUAUUGCGUUUUGUUUUUGUCUUUUUGAAGCUGUGUUGCAAGUAGAGAGCAUC